AUGAAUGCCAUCAACUAUAGAGGGUAUCGCAUGCAGCGUGUGGCAAGUUUGGCAUGCGACAUGGACCCCAUAGCGGCUGUUGAAGAGGAAAUCGUCAAAGUUGCGGAUGAAAUACAGGCCGUUGGUGCAGCGAUAGCGACUUGUACAGAUAAGGGUUCAUUAGAUUUCCUGCGAAAGGAGAAGGAACAGCUGCGUAAGAAGGAGGAGCAGCUGCGUAAGGAGAAGGAACAACUACGCGAGGAAAAGCUAAUCUUGCUUCGCAAAGAUGCGGAUGCGACUUGCGUUGACAAACCCAAGUCCUUCUCAUCAGUGUCCUUGAGGGAGGCUGAGCUGGUUUUGCACACCAUCGGCAUCAGGCAGUGCAAUGGCAGGAUUGUGGCAAAUGAGGAACUGCAGGUUCCCGCGGGCAUGGCCGACUGCGAUGAAUUCGACUUUACACCACAUGGGUCUGAGGAUGAAGCUACACCGCGGCUAAUGCAGCACCACCAGGAGCAGCUGGAGCGCCUGGGGGUUAAAUUUAAUGUGAAAGGCGGCUUCCAAAUGUUUGUGCACAAUUGCACGUCUUAUUCCCUGUCAAUCUGCUGUGUUGGCCAAACCUAUCGUGGCAUUUUCGACGGCUGUAUAGCACCAUAUGGCCUGAUGGGCUUCAGUUCCCUGGAACAGAGCCGUAUCAUAUACGAGCACAAGAGGCCACCACAGAACCCAUCGGCUAAGGCCCAGGCAGUCAUGAAACUGCUGGCUGCUAACGCCUAUGGGCCAUGUCCAGUUAUGCUGGAUGUGACGGAUGGCACCACACAUGAUGUGUACACCAUUCGUGGAAAGCGGCUCAUCACGUGGGCUGGGCUGGGCCCAACACAGGCCUACUACCUGCAGGUGCAGCACCUCCAGGCAAAUGAGAAACGCGCGCUUUUGUUGUUAGAGCUGGAGCAGAUUCCGGAGGAGGAACAGGUGUGGAUGCGAGAACUGCACCAACUGCGCCCCGUUCCGGGCCUGAAGGAGCAGCUGGACUCGAUCAUUCCCUUCCUGCCUCCGGUGGAGCGUUUAUCCACAGCGUUUGAGCUCAUCCGCUCAUGGAUACAGACACACCCGGAGCCUGUCCCUGACCGUUAUCCUGGCUACUAUCCAACCUACGUCCCUCCAAUUUACAAGUUCUGUUGA
Messenger RNA from Volvox carteri f. nagariensis, 1158 nucleotides. RefSeq lists its product as uncharacterized. The transcript is spliced from 5 exons. The record is from RefSeq and is a predicted model, not a curated record. Bases 1 to 1158 code for a protein of 385 amino acids. NCBI's taxonomy places the organism in Eukaryota, Viridiplantae, Chlorophyta, Chlorophyceae, Chlamydomonadales, Volvocaceae.